This is a messenger RNA of Purpureocillium lilacinum, 219 nucleotides long. NCBI's taxonomy places the organism in Eukaryota, Fungi, Ascomycota, Sordariomycetes, Hypocreales, Ophiocordycipitaceae. The record is from RefSeq and is a predicted model, not a curated record.
AUGCUGGGCUGCUGCCCCUCCAUCCACCACCACCUGCGCCGAGCGAGCGAGCGUGUGGCUGCUGGUCCGACCCUGAAAACGAGCUUGGCGCGGGAAGGGGGAGCCCUGGGGCGGGGGGCCCAGAAGAAACGACGUCAGCUCGCCUCCGCCGGGUACGAGCAGCCCGCAGCCCGUCCGGGGGCCUGCAGUGCCGCUGCACCGCCAACGGCUGCUGAAUGA